Messenger RNA from Labrus mixtus (cuckoo wrasse), 1171 nucleotides. It is a transcript of the gene vamp8, whose product is annotated as vesicle-associated membrane protein 8 (endobrevin). NCBI's taxonomy places the organism in Eukaryota, Metazoa, Chordata, Actinopteri, Labriformes, Labridae. Gene Ontology annotation, biological process: SNARE complex assembly; vesicle-mediated transport; vesicle fusion. The transcript has 3 exons. Gene Ontology annotation, molecular function: SNAP receptor activity; syntaxin binding. The record is from RefSeq and is a predicted model, not a curated record. Gene Ontology annotation, cellular component: plasma membrane; SNARE complex. Bases 193 to 564 code for a protein of 123 amino acids.
AGAAUUCAUUUCAAAGAAGAAGAAAAAAACAACAACCAGGAAGUUCACCUGAAGAGAAAAGCUGCCGCUUUGUCGGAGUUUGAAACUCGCUUUAAGUCUUUAACUGUUUUUUUAAAAACAGCGGCAAAAACAUCGAACAAAGUCUGUCCAAAGUUUGGCUGCGCUCGGAAGGUUUUUAAGACUCCCAACAAGAUGGACAUUGAUCCGGAGCGAGGAGGUGUGGGGCCAGAGCCCGAGUCUCAGGACAAGGUGCAGACUUUGAAGGAUCAGGUGGAUGGAGUGAAAGAUAUCAUGACGCAGAACGUGGACCGGAUCCUGGCCCGAGGAGAGAGACUGGAUGACCUCAUGGACAAGUCAGAGGACCUGCGAGAAGGGGCUCAGCACUUCAAGCAAACGUCUCAGAAAGUGGCUCGCACCUACUGGUGGAAGAACGUCAAGCUGAUCGUGUUGAUCGUGGUGGUCGUCCUCAUCAUCGUCCUCAUCAUCAUCCUGCUGGCAACCGGAGUGAUUCCUGUCGGUGGCAGCUCGGUGCCUCCUAUAGUCACUCCCACCAGCAAGCCCUAAACACACACACACACACACACACACACACACUAAUGUACAUAAUUUAGAUCAAACUCUGAUAUAUCAACCCGAGCAGAUCAUUGCCGUCUGGUGAAACCUCGAUUAUUUCUGGAUAAGUUUCUACUGUUUCUUUUUUUAUGGUCAUACUGUCAUUCAAGAACGCCACGCUUAGGUUAAAGUCACUUUAAUGACCACAAACAUUUUAAGCCGCCUCGCAGCACCAGUCCAUCGGAGCUCUUUUUGAAAGAGGUGUAAAAUAAAAACCCUGUUACUGUUAUGAGAGGACGCCGUGAUUCACCCAUUCUGCGUCCUUAUUAUGAAACUGUUUACUACACGGGUCAUUAGAGCGGAUUAAUGGGGGUUUCUCCGGCGUCUUAGUCAACAUUAAGGAUAUUUUGAGCGUUACCUCGUAUGUGUACCUUUACAGAAAACAGUCUGCGUUUUUUAAAAGGACAAAAAAAUUAAGUUUUUCAUGAAGUUUGAAAAAUGUUUUAAAUCUGAACUAGUUGAAGGUCACGUUGUGUUGAAAGGAAGUCUUGAAUGAUUGUUGGAUUUCUAUGUUACCAUCUGUGGGCUUGUUUACUUUUAAAGUAUGUUACACUACGCA